CUCUCUUCUUCCUCCUCCUCUUUUUCUUCCUCCUCCUCCUCUUCUUCGGUCUCCGGCAGCGAUGCGCCUUCCUGGCUCCCCUCCGGGGCUCCUUCUCCUCCUGACGGCGACCCUGGGCUCCUCUUUGGCCCCAGGUGAACUGCUCUUCAAGACCUGGAUGGCUCAGAACAACAAGCAAUACAGCCUGGGAGAGGAAUACCGAGAGCGGCUGCAGAUUUUCCUCCGAAACAAGCACCGGAUUGACAAGCACAAUGCUGGGAACCACACUUUCCAGAUGGGACUGAACCCGUUUUCAGACAUGACCUUUGCUGAGUUCAGGAAGAAGUUCCUCUGGCAGGAGCCCCAGAACUGCUCCGCCACCAAAGGGAACUUUGUCCGCCGCAACGGCCCCUAUCCCAGCGCCAUUGACUGGAGGAAGAAGGGCAACUUUGUGACCCCCGUGAAGAACCAGGGCCCUUGCGGCAGCUGCUGGACCUUCUCCACCACCGGAUGCCUGGAGUCAGCCAUCGCCAUCGCCUCCGGGAAGCUCCUGGAGCUGGCCGAGCAGCAGCUGAUAGAUUGCGCUCAAGCCUUCAACAACCACGGAUGCAACGGGGGCCUCCCCAGCCAGGCCUUUGAAUACAUUCUCUACAACCCGGGGCUCAUGGACGAGGACUCCUACCCUUACCGCGCACAGAAUGGCACCUGCAAGUUCCAGCGAGAGAAGGCCGUUGCCUUUGUCAAAGACGUGGUCAACAUCACGCUGUAUGAUGAGCAGGGCAUGGAGGAAGCCGUGGGGAGAUACAACCCGGUGAGCUUUGCCUUCCAGGUGACAGAGGACUUCAUGCACUACCAGAAGGGCAUCUACUCCAACCGCCAGUGCGAUCAGACUCCGGACAAAGUCAACCACGCUGUGCUGGCCGUGGGAUACGGGGAGGAGGAGGGAAGCAGCCUUCCUUUCUGGAUUGCCAAAAACUCCUGGGGACCCUCCUGGGGCAUGGACGGGUAUUUUUACAUCGAGCGAGGGAAGAACACCUGUGGCCUGGCGGACUGCGCCUCCUUCCCGGUGCCCCUCGUCUGAGCCCGGAUUUCGGGGUGCAAAGAGCCCACGGGCCAGGAAAUGAAGCCGGGCCGGAAGCCCACCUCUCCCAGACUUGGAAGGGACCCCCAAAGGCCAGCCAGCCCACCCCCUUGCUGUGCAGGAUCACACAUUCAAAGCCUUCUUUUCUCAUAGAAUCCUAGAGUUUGCAUCUAUCUAUCUAUCUAUCUAUCUAUCUAUCUAUCUAUCUAUCUAUCUAUCUACCUACCAUCAUAGAAUCCUACAGCUGGAGACCUGUUUGUUUGCAUCUAUCUAUCUAUCUAUCUAUCUAUCUAUCUUUCUUUCUUUCUUUCUUUUCUUUCUUUCUUCUUUCUUUCUUUCUUUCUUAGAAUCGUAUUAUUAGAAGGGACCCCAAGGGCCAUCCAGUCCAACCCCUUUCUGCCGUAAAAGAAGAAAAAAACUCAAGCAUUUGCCAAAGAGGCCUGGUGCCUGACUAAACUACAACUCCCAGGAUCCCAUGGCUGUCAAAGCGGCGUCAAACUGCAUGAACUCUCCAGUGUAGAUGCAACCUGAGACCAAACAUUUCAGGACCUGUCCAAGGUGCUGAACCUGAAAACAGCCUCAGAGCCCGUGAUCUGUUCCUACGAAGCCCAGGCUGCAAUUGGGCGAAUAGCUGCAAGGCUCACAGGGCUAAAUAACCAAGAAAAUUCAUACCUCACAACCUCUGAGGAUGCCUGCCAUAAAUGUGGGCGAAACGUCAGGAGAGAAUACUUCUGGAACAUGGCCACACAGCCCGAAAGACAUACAACCCUGUGAUCCUGGCCAAGAAAGCCUUCGACAAUGAACCAAGAAAAUUGUUACAUAAUUGAAGCUUCAUUUCGGUUUCUUUAUUUAAACAAUCAAAUUAUAUUUUCAUUGAAAUAUG
Molecule: messenger RNA, 1943 nt
Organism: Anolis carolinensis (green anole)
Lineage: Eukaryota; Metazoa; Chordata; Lepidosauria; Squamata; Anolidae
Gene: ctsh
Product: cathepsin H
Exons: 12
Coding region: 62-1060 (332 amino acids)
Cellular component (GO): lysosome
Molecular function (GO): cysteine-type endopeptidase activity
Source: RefSeq, a predicted model, not a curated record